Molecule: messenger RNA, 1473 nt
Organism: Aphanomyces astaci
Lineage: Eukaryota; Oomycota; Saprolegniomycetes; Saprolegniales; Verrucalvaceae
Exons: 6
Coding region: 363-1349 (328 amino acids)
Source: RefSeq, a predicted model, not a curated record
GUAACUGGCACUUUAGAUUCGACGUGGGAAUAUUCACGACAUGAGCACCAAGAAAGGCCGGGGCGGCAACAAGAAGCGCGGCGGACAACGGGCCGACGCGUACGACUCAGAAGAAGGAAGCUGCAACGAAUCGGUUGCAUCCAACGAUACAUCGGACAGUACGAGAAGCAAAACUAGCCGCGUGUCGGAAGACACGACCCAAGAAGAUCUCUUGGAGCGGUACCUCGAAGAACUGACCGAGAAAAGAGCGACGACACGUUUGGCGGCAUUGCAAGGGUUGCUGAACUUGUUGGUGCACUUCGUUCCCCCCGAACUCUUCCACGACAAGUACUGUUGGCCGCCAUCCACCGUCCUUCUUCGUCAUGCUCGCACUGUGUGUGUUUAGGUUUGAUGGAAUUUACAACAACGUGUUGCAGAUUGCCCGUCGCCCAUCAGAGGACGAAGGGCGCAUUAUCCCGCGCAUUUUUGGCAUUUUGGGGCUCAUGUUGGGGCCCCACUCUGACGAGUACUUCGCAAAAGUGGAAUCAGUCUUGGAACCACUCGUCAAAUCCAAUGUCCAAAGCGAUAUCGUACGCGCACAGGCGCUGGAAGGAUUGGGCGUCGUCUGCUUUACCUGCAGUACCGGGGAUGAAGAAAACGCGCAAAACAUCAUGGGGCUGUGUGAUCCCUUUUUCAACAACUCGGCGACACCGGUGUUGGCGAAGUUGGCGCUUGAAACGUGGGGCUGCCUCGCGUCGACGUUGGACUCUACGUAUUUGAUCGAGGAGGGCUUCCUGGACACGCAUUUGACCUUGUUUUUGGAAUUGACCAACAACGCGGACGUGGACGUGCGAUCGGCGGCGGGGGAAAAUCUCGCGCUGCUCUUCGAAGCGAUGCACCAGAAUCACAUUGACAACUACGAGGGCGCGGGCGACAUUGCGUCCAAAUUGCUCGAGCUGAGCAAAGAAAGCAGCAAAAAAUUCUCGAAAAAAGACCGUAAGGAGCAGCAUUCCGUGUUUCGCGACGUGUACAACACGGUUGCGAACCAAGAACCACCGAAUGUGUCGUUUGGCCUCGAAAACGAAACGCUGCGCUUCCACGACUGGGGCUCGAUCAUGCAGUACAACGCGAUCAAAGAGUGUCUGCAGUCAGGCAUGUUGGAGCAUCUCAAGUUUAACAACCACGUGCGCCAGUUGUUUGAUCUGCCCCAUACCGCUGAAGUGUACUCGCGCGUGGAAAAGCGGGCGACCAAGUCGAAGACAAGCGGGAGUCGAAAGCAGCAGAGCGCCUUUCUCAAGGACGAACGAAAGCGCCGCCAAGGCGAGAAGAAUACGUUUUUGGAAGGCGGCGGCCACGACGGCGACUAUUAAUAAGUUACGACUGUUCAUGACGAUGGUCGGAGACGUGCGACGGUGACAUGGUCUGGGGUUUCAAUGGUGUAACACAGGUUCACAUCAUGGAGGAGUGCGGCGGGGAAGUUGGACGGAGUUGUCG